CCGUUCCCAGUCUUUUACCUGCUCGUUGUUCUGAAAGGGCCAUGCGACUUUUCGGUUGUUGCGCCUCGAGAGUUCAUUAGGCUGUUAGAUCAGCGCAGCUGCGGAUCGCGACGGGGUAAAUCUCCGCCGGCACCGGGCCAGUGUGCUCGUUAACCUGCGAGCUUGUGAGGACUUGUGUGAUCUCCCAGGUGCGAUUCGCGGGCGCCCGAAGAAGAGUCGGAAGUGGCACCGAGACGAUGACGACCAACGAACGGGCAGUCCGGGCGCUGAGAGACGUCCUUAAAAGAGCGGGCAACACCGCCUGCGCGGAUUGCGGCGCGCCCGAUCCAGAAUGGGGAUCCUGCUCCCUGGGAGUUUUUAUUUGCCUCAUUUGUUCCGGAAUCCACCGGAACAUUCCCGACAUUGGAAAGGUCAAGUCUCUCAGACUGUCCUGCUGGGAGGAUUCCGAAGUGGAGUUCAUGGCAGAGAACGGCAACGAAGCUGCCAAGAUCAAAUACGAGGCUCGCGUGCCAGCCUACUACUACAAGCCCACUCACAAGGACUGCCAGGUCCUGAAGGAGCAAUGGAUCAAAGCUAAAUAUGAGCGAAUGGAAUUUACACAAGACAGGAAGUCGCUGGUAUACGACGAGGGGUCCAGAGAUGGAAUGCUAAUGAAGAGGGGGCGGGACAACGGGCAGUUCUUAAGUAGACGAUUUGUCCUGUCAGAGAGGGAAGGAACGCUCAAGUAUUUCACCAAGUCCGAUGCCAAGGAGCCAAAAGCGGUGAUCAAGGUGGACACCAUCAACGCCUCCUUCCAGCCAGAGAAGAUCGGCAACCCCAACGGCCUCCAGAUCACCUACCUGAAAGACUACAGCACACGCAACAUCUUCCUCUACCACGAGAGCAGCAAGGAAAUAGUGGACUGGUUUAACUCUAUCCGAGCAGUCCAGUUGCAUUAUCUAAAAGUAGCAUUUCCUGGAGCUUCUGAGUUUGAGCUGACGCCCAAGCUGACGCGAAACUUCCUGAAAGAGGGAUACAUGGAGAAGACAGGACCGAGGCAGACAGAGGGUUUUAAGAAGCGCUGGUUCACCUUGGAUCACAGGAGGCUCAUGUACUUCAAAGAUCCUCUGGACGCGUUCGCCAAGGGUGAGGUGUUCCUGGGCCAUCGGGACCUGGGCUACAGCGCCCACGCCGGCCUGCCGAGCGGCACCCACAGCAACGGCGCCUGGCGGCAUGGUAUCACCAUAGUGACGCCAGAGCGCAGCUUCCUGUUCACCUGCGAGUCGGAGGCAGAGCAACAGGAUUGGCUGAAGCACUUCAACGAUGUCACCAGUGCGCAGAUGUCGCCACAGGAGUACAGCGUGGAGGCCCUCUUCAAGCAUAAACACUGACGGAGUCGGAUACGUGUCGUGACCCCAGCCUGACCUUUCAAUUCUCACAUCUGCAGCUGCAGCUUUAAUGAGUCUAAUGAGACAUAACACUACGUGUUAAUUUUAAUGUAUCUUUUUCAAGUUCAAUAAGUACUUUUAAGAUCUCGAGUGUAACAUGUAUUUGUGUUUUCUGUAACUACUAAGAUCAUUUGAGUAAUGGCCGUUGUAAAGCUGAUCUGGUUUGUGUACUGUUACAAGUUUAGAACGUUCAUUGCGGUGGUAGGAGCCGUAAUAGGAGCUAUGUUUAUGUAACCUUCCACGCUAUUGAUCUGUCAGAUCUUUAAGGCCGCAGGCUCGUGGAGGCCCUGGGUUAUGCUUGUCUUCUCAGUCCUCAGAUCUACCAGACAGAGUUAUUUAAGAAAGUAACAGGACACAACAUGGCUGGUUUCUGGUGACUGAAUGGUCACGCUCCAGGAUGUACAGAAAGGAAGAGAAAAGCGUAACACGAGCCACAAAGUCGCGCAGGUUCCGAUCUGUACCUUUUAUUCUCACCAUGUGUCGAUGUGCCCCCUAGUAGUGAAAUUUUGUUUUUCUCCUGUAAUAUUAAGCCUGUAAGUAAGCACCGUAUGUUCUUCAGAUGUCACGCCAGCCCAAGUGUUUGGAUAAAACAAUGUUAUUCUGUAGAAGUGCAGUGAAACGGUUUCUUGUAAGGACAGGCUGCGUGCAGUGGACAAUAUGAUGAAUCACUGUAUUUUUUAAUGACAAAAUUCUAAACAAUAAAAUAUUUUUGAAUAAAUGAUUUGAUCAGUAA
This is a messenger RNA of Electrophorus electricus (electric eel), 2160 nucleotides long. Its product is annotated as arf-GAP with dual PH domain-containing protein 1. Gene Ontology annotation, molecular function: phosphatidylinositol-3,4,5-trisphosphate binding; phosphatidylinositol bisphosphate binding; GTPase activator activity. Gene Ontology annotation, biological process: positive regulation of GTPase activity. The record is from RefSeq and is a predicted model, not a curated record. Gene Ontology annotation, cellular component: intracellular membrane-bounded organelle; cytoplasm; plasma membrane. NCBI's taxonomy places the organism in Eukaryota, Metazoa, Chordata, Actinopteri, Gymnotiformes, Gymnotidae.